AUCAACUAACAUCCAAGUCAAUAUGUCACGAUCAAGUUCACAAGGUAUCCAGACGCUGUUGGAAGCUGAGAGGGACGGUGCAUUGAUAGUGCAACAAGCUAGGGAUUACAGAACUCAGAAGCUGAAGCAAGCUAGAACAGACGCUCAGAAGGAGGUACAAAGUAUGAAAGAAGCGAAGGAAGACGACUUCAAAAGCGCACAAAAUGAUUCAUCAGACAGUCAAUCAAAACACAAAGGACAAGUUGAAAAGGAUACCGAGAAUGCAUUAAGAGAGUUAAACGAUAACUUUGAUAAGAAGAAGGAAAUAGUUGUAAAUAAGCUGCUAGACAGGGUCACUCAGACCAAGAAUUAGACGAGUGAUCACCGUUAUUGUUAUCUUCAUUGUCUUCAUACUCCUCAUCCUCAUCCUGUUCUUCCUCUUGCUGCUGCUCUGUGCUUAGUAUAUCCAACUUGAAUUGGUUGUUCUUUGGUAGGAGAUCAUCCAAGGCUAGGUCAUCCCAGUAGAGAGAAUUAACUUGGGUCUUUAUUGAUGAUGUCUGCUCUAUCGUCGAAUGCGUCUCCUUGAAUGGGUUGCCGUAGGGAUAAGAAGGGUGUACAGUUGAAGGUAAUGUCGCUAUCAAGUUGUAAGUAAUAGCCCAUCGCAGCGAUACAACCCACCUUGUUCCUCAUCUAAGGACACUGGUAGGAGCUCUAAAGGUACUUGUAUAUCUAGCCUAAUUAGUUACUUCUGCUAUCUGAAUAUCAACUCACCCUCAAAAGGUAAAUCAAUAGAAGCUGAUUCCUUGUCUAUUGUUUUGUAGUGUAAAUAGCAAUAUCUAUUAUCC
Molecule: messenger RNA, 824 nt
Organism: Wallemia mellicola CBS 633.66
Lineage: Eukaryota; Fungi; Basidiomycota; Wallemiomycetes; Wallemiales; Wallemiaceae
Product: H+-ATPase G subunit
Exons: 3
Coding region: 23-352 (109 amino acids)
Biological process (GO): proton transmembrane transport
Cellular component (GO): vacuolar proton-transporting V-type ATPase complex
Molecular function (GO): proton-transporting ATPase activity, rotational mechanism
Source: RefSeq, a predicted model, not a curated record